This is a messenger RNA of Cokeromyces recurvatus, 2338 nucleotides long. Its product is annotated as actin interacting protein 3-domain-containing protein. Gene Ontology annotation, biological process: establishment of cell polarity. Bases 249 to 2147 code for a protein of 632 amino acids. The transcript is spliced from 5 exons. NCBI's taxonomy places the organism in Eukaryota, Fungi, Mucoromycota, Mucoromycetes, Mucorales, Mucoraceae. Gene Ontology annotation, cellular component: cytoplasm; cell tip. Gene Ontology annotation, molecular function: cytoskeletal regulatory protein binding. The record is from RefSeq and is a predicted model, not a curated record.
UUUUUUUUUUAAUUUUAUUUUAAUUUUAUUUAAUUUUAUUUUGUUCUUCUUCCUUUAUAUAACAUGUUUACUACAUCAUCAAUUUCUUUAAAUAAUAUUGGACAACAACAAGACAAUCUAACAUCUCCUAAACUUUAACUUUAUGGUCUUCUGGUGAAGUAACUAAUAAUCAGGUGUAUAAUGAAUAUAAUUCGUUAGAAAGUUAUUUUGCAAGUGCAAUAAAAGCAUUUGAAAGUGCCUCAUUAUCGAUGGAUGAUAUGCUUUAUUUGCCUGAUGAUUUAUAUAGUUGUUUAAAAGAUACAGUGAGUAAAGAACCUUCUCCAAGUAUAUUAGAACAUCAUUUACCUGCUAUUCGAGAUGUUAUCUUGAAAUUAUUACAAGGAUUAAAAAGAAAACAAUCUUUACUAAGAGAACGUUUUGAACCUACUACAAAUUCAAACAUAUCAUCUCUUACUCAACAACAACAACAACAACCAUUAGAUAUAACCGUACAAAAAAAUAUAGUAUCACCUAUUAUACCCUUACCUUCACCCUCUGCUUCUUUUACUACUGCUACUACUGCUACUGCUGCUACCACUACUACUACUACUGCUACUACUACUACUACUGAACCCUUAUCACAUUUAUUUGAAGGGAAAAGAAAUUCUGUUCCACAGUCACCUAUUUCACCUAUUCGUAACAGUAGUAGUACAUCCUCUUCUAUUGAUGAAGUAGAUCUAGAUGAUCCUUCUACAAAAGAUGCUAUGUCUAAACUUGCAUUACAAGGUAAUUUAGCUAAUCGCUCUUCUGUACGAAGAACAUCUUAUUAUCCAUCUUAUGAACAUAUUCCAUUGAAUCCUGAGAUAAUGGAUAUUUAUUUAAAAAAGGGGGCUCAUGUCAAGAAAUCCUUUAUUCAUCAAAAAGAUGUAUCUUUACAUGAAAUACGACAAUUAUUCUAUAAAUCAUUUAACCUUGAUUCAAAUAAUACGACCUUUAUUUAUAUCUUGGAUCCUAUCUCUAAUAUUGAAUAUGAAUUAGAAGAUAUAUCUGAUAUCAAGCCUUAUUCUAUCUUAAUCAUGAAAGAAAAUGAGGACAAUGACUUUCAUUCUUUAGAUCCUUCCAUGACAAAAAAAUUGGAAAUUUUAUUUAAAGAUGUAAUGCAACAAGUGAUAGAAAAUAUUGCAAAUAAAAAACCACGAAUGAGUGAUGAGACGACGAUUAGAAAGGAAUUAAAUACAUUACGUCAUGAACUUGCAAAUGUGCGUCAAAUAUAUGAAGAGUACAAAAAGGAAACGGAAAAAGUGAUUGAUGAACUAAAAGAAAAGAGUACAAAAGUGACGAGUACAAAAUCACUUGUCGUCAUGCUGGAUGAAAGGACUCGUGCAGAGAUGAAUGAAAGUAGAGAAGUAACACAAAAGGCUGCCAUGUUGAUUACAAACCGACUUGAGGAAUUACAAGAUAUGAUUGAUCAACUUAAAAUUGAUGUCACACAGCGUCGUCGUCGUCCACCUAAAAAUCAGCUUCAUUAUUGUCAAGAAGAAUCUAAAAAAUUAGAGAUCGAAAUGAAUGAACUUCAGCAACGUAUUAAAGAAUUUAAACCUAUUUGGAAAAAGACAUGGGAAGUAGAAUUACAACGUAUUGUAAAGGAACAGCAAUUCCUCAAAGAACAAGAAGCCCUUUUAACAGAUUUGAAAGAUGAUCGUAAUGCCUUACUUCAAGUCCUUGAACAACUUGAGAAAAUUUCUGAAAUUCAUGAACGCAAGAAACAGUUAGGACGUGAAUAUAGAAUGAUACCAUCUACAGUAGAUGAAGAAGGUGGUAUGGCGGGUGUAAUGAAACAAGUCUCUACCAUUCAUGUAGAUCAUUCUCGUCGUGUAAAGGCAUUAGCUGAAGCAGAAAAAUUACGUGCUAAAGAAUUAUCACAAAGAAUUGAUGCGUUUGAAAGAGAAUUAACAGGUUUUGUUGAAUUAAGAAAAUUAAAAAAGACAGGUGGUGCAGAGGCUAUUGAAAAGCAAAGACAAGAAAAGGAUAAAGCGCUUAUUAAACAAAUAUUCGUAAAUGAUGUAACCCAAAAUAAUAAUUCACUACCUGUGAUGAAAGAAAAUAAUGGGAAUGAAUAUUCUUUGACUCCUAUUCCUGAAGAAGAUCAAAAUAAAGUAUGUUCAUAAAGCCUUGAAUUAUAGCUCUUUAUCCCACAUGUUGUGUAACAGAUCCUGAAAGUAAGAAUUAUCUUUAUGACGUUAUUUGCUUUAUAAAAAUAAUAAUAUAAAUCGGAUAAAGAAGCUUUUUGUCUUUUCUCCUUUUUUUUUUCUUUUUUUCUGUUUUUCUGUUUUUCUAUUAGUUUUCUUAAUAUGCAUUU